AAUAUGUGUCAAUUGGGAAUUUCACUAUUAGAACGAAAAAUCCUUCCUCAAAUCUCUACUCUUCUUACAGUUGAGAGAGGUCUCACUUGUUCUUCAAAACUCAACAAAGCUUGAAUGGGAAACGUUGUGGAAUUGAAGGUAGGCUUGCACUGUGAGGAAUGCAUCAAGAAAAUCCUGAAGGCCAUCAAGAAGAUUGAAGAUAUCGAAACCUAUAAUGUGGAUACGGAGCUGAACAAGGUGAUUGUCACCGGAAAUGUCACCACAGAACAGGUCAUCAGAGCUCUUCAGAAGAUCAAGAAGACAGCAAUCCCUUGGGACCAAGAAGCAGCACCUUGUUAGAAGUUAGAACCAUUUAGUUUCAUAUGAUCAUAUCUAAUCUGCACUACUGAUCCCAUCAAAUUUUGUAUAAUUCAGCUUCUAGCUACGAGUUGCAAUAAAAAAGAACAGAAAAAGCUGCUAGCUUUCACUCAUCCAACCAAACAUCGU
Argentina anserina (silverweed cinquefoil) is the source of this 486-nucleotide messenger RNA. RefSeq names its product copper transport protein CCH. The transcript has 3 exons. The record is from RefSeq and is a predicted model, not a curated record. The coding region runs from base 115 to 339 and encodes 74 amino acids. Gene Ontology annotation, molecular function: metal ion binding. Lineage: Eukaryota; Viridiplantae; Streptophyta; Magnoliopsida; Rosales; Rosaceae.